Molecule: messenger RNA, 3197 nt
Organism: Acanthopagrus latus (yellowfin seabream)
Lineage: Eukaryota; Metazoa; Chordata; Actinopteri; Spariformes; Sparidae
Product: serine/threonine-protein kinase pim-3
Exons: 6
Coding region: 483-1478 (331 amino acids)
Biological process (GO): protein autophosphorylation; negative regulation of apoptotic process; regulation of mitotic cell cycle
Cellular component (GO): cytoplasm
Molecular function (GO): protein serine/threonine kinase activity; ATP binding
Source: RefSeq, a predicted model, not a curated record
GGAGACCGCGCCAAAGCUCAGACAGCGGCCACUCUUCAGGACAUCAACACACUGCGGAGGGCAUUUAAACGCACUCUACACUCGAUACGACGACCAUACGCAUCGGAGCCUUCGGUUUUUUUUCUUCUUCUAUCACUUCUGAGGACUGCCUUUACUUGUUCGUCUGUUUCAUUUUUUGAUUUUUUCUUUUUUUGCUUGUGUCGACUCACCGACGCCAGAUUUCAUGCCGGUUUUCGGGAGACGGUGUACGACUUCACGGUCGUGACACGACUACUUCGGAACGGGCGCGGUGCGGUGCGGCGGAGUUGGCGCACUGCUCGACUGGAUAUAUAUAUAAUAUUAUUACUCGCCUCGGAGCCAAGACGGUGUGCACCACCACCAUUUCUGCUGCGCCCGAACCCGCUUUCCCCUCCGACUACAUCGCCUCCUCCGACUCUCAGCGGGUGAAUUGGGAUCGUCUGCGCCGGCUUUUCAGCGUGAAUAUGUUGCUGUCAAAGUUCGGCUCAUUUUCGCACAUUUGCAAUCCGUCAAGCAUGGACCACUUACCCGUGAAAAUACAGCUCCAGCCAGUCAAAGUGGAGAAGGAGCCCUUCGAGAAAGUCUACCAAGUGGGCUCCGUGCUGGGCAGCGGAGGGUUCGGAACAGUGUACGCCGGCAGCCGGAUCUCCGAUGGCGCACCGGUUGCAGUGAAGCACGUCGCGAAGGAGAGGGUGACCGAGUGGGGCACAAUUAAUGGAGCUAUGGUGCCUUUGGAGGUCCUGCUGCUGAAGAAGGUGAGCUCGUCGUUUCGCGGAGUUAUCAAACUGCUGGACUAUUACGAGCGCGCGGACGGCUGGCUCAUCGUCAUGGAGAGGCCGGAGCUCGUCAAGGACCUUUUCGACUUCAUCACCGAGAAGGGCGCCCUGGACGAGGACACGGCGCGGGGCUUUUUCCGCCAGGUUCUGGAGGCGGUCAGACACUGCUACAGCUGCGGCGUAGUGCACAGGGACAUCAAAGAUGAGAACCUGCUUGUGGAUCUACGCACCGGGGAGCUCAAGCUUAUUGACUUUGGCUCAGGGGCGAUUCUCAAGGACACGGUCUACACCGAUUUCGAUGGUACAAGAGUAUACAGCCCACCAGAGUGGAUCCGCUACCAUAGAUACCACGGGCGUUCAGCGACGGUGUGGUCGCUAGGCGUGCUGCUCUAUGACAUGGUGUGUGGAGACAUCCCCUUUGAGCAAGAUGAGGAGAUCCUCAGGGGCCGACUGUACUUUAGGAGGAGGAUUUCAGCCGAGUGCCAGCAGCUGAUCAAAUGGUGCCUGGCCCUGCGGCCCUCAGACCGACCCACCCUGGAGCAGAUCUGCGACCACCCCUGGAUGAGGGCGACGACGACUGAGUCGCCCAAGUCGCCAGAGGAGCCGGUCGCCGGCGACAUCCGCCUCAGGACCAUCGACACAGACUCUUCGUCAAGCACAAGCUCGAGCAAGGAGAGUCUCUGAGGACGGUUCUGAUAGACUGAAAAGACUUUCUGGGGAAAGAAGGGGUUUGGAUGGAGGGAGCGAUAUGGACUCAAGGCCAGCAGCCUGUAGCCCAACUGGCCCGUCAGCGGCCGGGCGCUUCACUCGGCUGGUCCAGCUCGAAAAAUGUACUUUAAUUUUCCUCUUUUGUAGGGAAUUUCUAAUUUAUUACCAUUUGUUCUUCCUUAUCUUACUUUCUCCCCAUCCCCUCUUUUUUUCUUUCAGUUGAUUAUACUUGUUUCCUAAUCGGGAACAUUUUUCUGUUUUGGGCGGUCUUACCAGCACUAUUUAUUCUCCCCCUCCCCCCCUUUUUAACUUUAUUUCACUUGUUUGUUACUAGGCUGGUAUAUGCAGCUGGCAAGGCCCUCCUAUUCAGACAUGGCUGCUCUCAUAGAGCUUGGAGAAAACCUUUUUAUUUAAAUGUUUUAAUUUUGAUUUUGUAGUGCCUUUUUUUGGAAAGCUGCUUUUCUGGGGGCUUUCGUCAACAACUCUGUUUUUUGGAUUUGCCCGGUGGCCCAGUGGCUAAGUUGUCUGUGCUGUGAUGGACGUGGUUGGGGUUUAGGCUGAUUAAGUUUUUUUUGUUGUUUUUUUUUUUUUUUUUCUUUUUUUACUAGAAUUAUUUUUAACCCCUCCUCUUCAUCACUGUAAGCCAACCAGCCUCUAGCCAAGAGGUUAAGAUAGCAUUAGAUAGGAGAGAAAGAGGUGGGGGCUCUUCCUGACAAUGGAAUACUUGAAAAACACUCGACUCAACUCUGUGUCGCUCUCUUUAACGCUGCUCACUCACUCUAUAGCCUGAACAGGUGUUUGGAAACUGGAUCCUGUCUUUUCUGAAUGUCUACAAAAUGUCAACACACACACACACCUCCCCCCAAACACACACCUUUUUCUCUCUCGCUCCUCCUCCCCCAAUGACUGUUGCGGGGUGUGUGGCCCUCUUGACGUAUCUUUUCUGUUUUCUUUUUUUUGCCUCCCGCCAUCUCACUGCUUGACACUACAUAGCCCCGCCCCUGGCCUCCCUCAGGGUUCGGGGUGUGAAAUGCACAAUCAAUGCAAUAUUCAUGGACUCAAUUAUGUUUUUGUUUUGUUUUUUUUUCCCAACAAAUAUUGUACAGCCUGUAUUUUUUUUUUCUCUUUUUGUGUGUACUUUUUUUUUCUCCCCAUUUACUUUUAAUUUAUUUGUAAACAUGUAGACAUUCCACACUCUGUGGCUAUUUAUUUAUUUAUUUUCUAUGCUUAAAAGCCCCCCCUCCCUACAAAUUUGCAUAUCCUUCUUGGUCUUUGGUUUGCAUUCCUAUAACUUAUUUUUACAUUUCGACAUGAUUUUUAUUUUUAUUUUUUUUUGAGAUGUGGAGGAUGCACUGAAGCAGUUGUCGAUGUAAAAGAGAAUAAAAACAAGUUUACUUAAAUUUGAAAAGAGCAUUUGAAUGUUAUUUAACUACUCAUAAAAUACAAAAAAGUCUGUUGGUAAUGUUGAAUGGCUAAGUAUCAGAGAAAUCCAUCUGGUUUCCGUACUGUCAAGAUUAAUUUGAGUUCUAUGGAAAGCUAAAACAACAGGUGCAACAGCUUUUGUAGUUGUCACAUAGCCUCAUAAUGGAGACCUUUCAGUUAAGCUGUGUGACUUGUGGCUGUGAAGGAUGGAUAUUGCUAUUUUUUGAUACAAAAGUUUCAAUUAAACUCCCAUUUUUAUGUACAGAAAAACAA